This is a messenger RNA of Eutrema salsugineum, 1089 nucleotides long. Its product is annotated as gamma carbonic anhydrase-like 1, mitochondrial. NCBI's taxonomy places the organism in Eukaryota, Viridiplantae, Streptophyta, Magnoliopsida, Brassicales, Brassicaceae. The transcript is spliced from 2 exons. Bases 81 to 839 code for a protein of 252 amino acids. The record is from RefSeq and is a predicted model, not a curated record.
AGUUUCAGCUGAAUCUCUCGACGACCUCUCUCUCUCUUUUUCCUCUUCGCAAAUCCUUGAAGAAUCAAAAAUCCAUAGCAAUGGCGACUUCAGUAGCUCGAUUUUCUCGGAGAGGAGUAGCUUCUAACCUGAUCCGUCGUUUCUUCGCUGCGGAAGCGGCGGUGGCGACGAGGACGGAGGUGCCGAAGCCGAAAUUGACGGUGUCGCCGUCACCGGAUCGUGUGAAGUGGGACUACAGGGGACAGAGACAGAUCAUUCCUCUGGGACAGUGGCUUCCGAAGGUAGCCGUUGAUGCCUACGUGGCACCAAACGUUGUGUUGGCCGGCCAGGUCACAGUCUGGGACGGCUCGUCCGUCUGGAACGGUGCUGUUUUGCGCGGCGAUCUCAACAAAAUCACCGUCGGAUUCUGCUCGAAUGUACAGGAACGGUGUGUUGUUCAUGCCGCGUGGUCUUCACCAACAGGAUUACCAGCAGACACAUUGAUCGACAGGUACGUGACAGUGGGUGCAUACAGUCUUCUGAGAUCAUGUACGAUUGAGCCAGAGUGCAUCAUCGGGCAACACUCAAUACUAAUGGAAGGUUCGCUGGUCGAGACUCGCUCAAUUCUCGAAGCUGGUUCAGUUGUGCCACCAGGAAGAAGGAUCCCAUCAGGUGAACUAUGGGGAGGAAACCCAGCAAGAUUCAUAAGAACCCUAACCAACGAAGAAACUUUAGAGAUCCCAAAACUCGCUGUAGCCAUCAACCAUUUAAGCGGAGAUUACUUCUCGGAGUUCCUGCCUUACUCCACUGUCUACUUAGAGGUAGAGAAGUUUAAGAAGUCCCUUGGAAUCACCGUUUAGAGGGCUUCGUUUUUCCGGUUUAGUGUGAUAUCUAUCGUAUGAGGUCUCUCUGCAUAUUGCAAUAAGUAGCUGAAGAACAUCAAAACAAGUCCGGCUCUCUUUUUUUUUUUAUUAUUCAAAUGUUUGUUUUCUCAUUUUUCAGUUUCAUUGUAAAAUUCCAUUUUAAACUGAUUUUGGCUGGAUAAUGUCUGAAUGAUAAUGGCGACUACUUCUGUUUUGUUGCCUGUGGGCAACGAAAGAUUUGCUGAAA